Molecule: messenger RNA, 2829 nt
Organism: Punica granatum (pomegranate)
Lineage: Eukaryota; Viridiplantae; Streptophyta; Magnoliopsida; Myrtales; Lythraceae
Source: RefSeq, a predicted model, not a curated record
UCCCCGAUACAAAAUGCAAGGAAGUGACUGCAACUGUCCUCCUUUCCCUGCCUUUCCUCCAUUCCCCCUCCCCCCAUUAGAGAGAGAAAGUGAGGUGAGAGAGAGAGGACAUAUAGAAGAGUGCGUGUGAGAGGGAGACAGAGAGGGAAGAGAAAGUAGUGGAACGGCGACUUUGGUGGUGGCGGACCUGGUAAAGAGAGGGAGAUGCAACUGACCAGGCAGCGUGCGGCGAGCGCUGGUGGGGGAGCGGCCGGUGGAGGGGCGGUGGUGCUGGUCGGUGUGAAAUUAGACGGGGAGAGCAAGGAGCUGCUGACUUGGGCCCUGGUAAAGGUUGCUCAGCCUGGAGAUCGCGUCAUUGCUCUUCACGUCCUUGACUCCUCCUCCUCCUCCUCCUCCAUUGAGGGAACAUCGUCGUUGAUUUCUCUGGUGAAUGCGUUUGAUUCCGUGCUCGCUGUCUAUGAAGGUUUCUGCAACUUGAAAGAGGUGGAUUUGAAGUUGAAGGUAUGCAGAGGGCCAUCAGUGAGUAAAGUGUUAGUUCGGGAAGCAAAAUUGUCCCCAUCAGCAAAGAUAAUUGUGGGAACCUCCAAGACCCAACACAGAAUCCGGUCAUCUGCUUGUGUAGCUAAGUACUGUGCAAGGAAUUUGUCCAAGAAUUUCUCAGUUUGGGCCGUUGAGAGUGGAAAGGUUGUGUUCAAGAGAGAUGUGUCUCAGCUCAAUUCAGAUCCCUCAAAAGAUGAUAAGAGGCACAAACCUUACACGCGCCUGCUCCAUCAUUCUCUGAGCAAAAACUUGAAAUUGGCUGAGAAUUGUGAUGUUGGCAGGAGGCAGUGCGUGCAUAAGUCUGAUUCCUCAUGUGGGUUGAGGAAGGAUUGUGUAGAAACGUCUUCUCAGGAUGUCACAUUAUCAUCAGAAAAGGCUGAAGAUGAUGCGGUUGACAAUUCCUUGGCCCUGGUACCAUUUCAGGAGAUUGAGGAGGCUGCCACAAGCUCAGAUUCCAUAAUAGUUCGAGAAUCGCGUGGAUUUAGACCUGGUUGGUCAUUUCUUCAGCGGAUGUUCUUGCCAAAGUGGCAACAAGCAGAAAAAUCUACCGGAAAGAAGAUAACUGCUGUUCAACGGGUUUUGAGACUACCAAGCACGCAGUCCUCUGCCGUUGUCUAUCCUGAUCAAAAGCAGAGCAACUAUGUUCAAAACGAUGAUCAAUCUUGUGAUUUGAAUGCAGAGCGAGGUGCUAUUGUACCCAUUGGAUCUGAAGGUGUCUGUCCUCUUUCACUUGACAGUGCCUCAAAGAGUACUCUAAAGGAAUUGGAGGGACUACACGAAAAAUAUUCUUCCACUUGCAGAUUGUUCAAUUAUGAGGAACUUUUGGCAGCUACUUCGAACUUGAUGCCUGAGAAUCUGGUCGGAAGAGGUGGAAGCAGUCAGGUCUAUCAAGGGCGUCUCUCUGAUGGCAAGGAACUGGCAGUGAAAAUCUUGAAGCCAUCUGAUGAUGCAGUGAAGGAAUUUGCUUCGGAAAUUGACAUCAUUACUACCUUAAAUCACAAGAACAUAAUAUCCCUGCUCGGUUUCUGCUAUGAGAACAACAACCUUGCCUUGGUUUAUGAUUUUCUAGAAAGAGGAAGCUUAGAGGAGAAUCUUCAUGGUGAAAAGAAGGAUCCUCAUGCAUUUGGGUGGCGAGAGAGGUACAAGGUCACGGUCGGCAUAGCUGAGGCACUGGACUACAUACAUAACGGCUGUGCUCAACCAGUUAUUCACAAAGAUGUGAAGUCUUCAAACAUUCUUCUCUCUGAGGAUUUUGAGCCACAGUUAUCAGAUUUUGGAUUUGCCAGUUGGGUUGCAGAUCUGUCGUGUCAAGUGACCACAGACGAUGUUGCUGGAACCUUUGGUUACUUGGCUCCAGAGUACUUCAUGCAUGGCAAAGUGAGCGACAGAGUCGAUGUUUAUGCAUUUGGUGUUGUAAUUCUUGAGCUUCUAUCUGGUAGAAAGCCGAUUGGUGGUGAGUACCCAAAGGGUCAAGAGAGCCUGGUCAUGUGGGCGAAGCCCAUUUUACGGUCUGGGAAGGUUUCCCAAUUGCUAGAUCCGAGCUUGGGAAGUGAUUAUGACCAUGAACACAUCGGAAGAAUGGUUUUAGCCGCUACCCUUUGUGUCAGGCAUUCGCCCCAAACUCGUCCUGAAAUUAGCCUUAUAUUGAAGCUUCUCCAAGGCGAUGAGGAAGCAAUAAAGUGGGCAAGGGAACAAAUUAGUUCGUCAUCAGAACUCGAUGGUUUGGACGGGGAAGACUCCCCUGUUAGUACCAUCCAGUGUCACCUCAAUCUCGCCUUGCAAGAUUUGGAGGAUGACUCCCUUUCCACCAGCAGCACGGAGCAAAGCAUCUCAUUGUUGGAGGAUUACAUGCGGGGAAGAUGGAGUCGGUCCUCGAGCUUUGACUAAAACAGUUGUAUCUUUAGUCGAAGCCAGAGAGAGACAUCUGUCAAAUCUUCUUAUUUUUGUAUGUAAUCCAAUGGUUUUCGGUUUAUUUUCCACGGCUGGCUUUGAUGAGUUGAGGAUAGGUCUUGGAAGAGAGGUUUCUUUCGAAAGAUGUCUGCCCCCUCCUGGACUUUCUGGGUCUGCACGUUUCAGCCCACUUUGCAGGCAGUCGGUUUUGUUUUGGAAGUCGUUGCACCUUCUGUUUCGGCUCGAUUCGUGUCGUCUAAUUCCAAAUCGUUAGUGUAAAUCUCUGGUGUAGUAUCUUCCAAUUGUAAAUGAGGAAUUCUUCUGAUUAAGAACACAAGAACUACUACUGUUGCCGCUGCUUCAUCUUAAUACUCAGCUGUUGAUGUUAUUGGCAUUCUA